Hirsutella rhossiliensis is the source of this 2259-nucleotide messenger RNA. RefSeq names its product kinase. Gene Ontology annotation, molecular function: protein kinase activity; ATP binding. Gene Ontology annotation, biological process: chromosome segregation; protein phosphorylation. The transcript is spliced from 4 exons. Gene Ontology annotation, cellular component: centrosome; nucleus; cytoplasm. The record is from RefSeq and is a predicted model, not a curated record. Lineage: Eukaryota; Fungi; Ascomycota; Sordariomycetes; Hypocreales; Ophiocordycipitaceae. Bases 1 to 2259 code for a protein of 752 amino acids.
AUGCCGUCUUCCGAGGACAAGUACGAUACGCUGGAGAAGAUCGGCCAUGGCUCGUUCGGCGUCAUCCGCAAGGUCCGCCGCAAGGCAGACGGCUUCAUCAUGUGCCGCAAGGAGAUCUCCUACCUCCGCAUGUCGCAAAAGGAGCGCGAGCAGCUCCACGCCGAGUUCCAGAUCCUGUCGCACCUGCGACACCCCAACAUCGUCGCCUACUACCACCGCGAGCAUCUUAAGAUCAGCCAGGACCUGCACCUUUACAUGGAGUACUGUGGGAACGGCGACCUGGGACGUGUCAUCAAAGAUCUGCAGCACAAGGGCCACUACGCCCCGGAGAGCUUCGUCUGGAGCAUCUUCACGCAGCUCGUCAUGGCCCUCUACCGCUGCCACUACGGCGUCAACCCCCCCGAGGUGGGCGCCGACGUUCUGGGAUUGACGCAGGGCAAUGCCAGCGGGAACCCCAAGGUGCCCGCGGGCACAAUGACGAUCCUGCAUCGCGACCUGAAGCCGGAGAACGGCGCAGUCUUUCUCGGCGAGGACAACUCGGUCAAGCUCGGCGACUUUGGCCUGUCCAAGAUGAUCAAGUCGCACGACUUCGCCUCGACCUACGUCGGCACCCCCUUCUACAUGUCGCCCGAGAUCUGUGCGGCCGAGAAAUACACGCUCAAGUCGGACAUUUGGUCCCUCGGAUGCAUCAUGUACGAGCUGUGCGCCCGCGAGCCGCCCUUCAACGCAAAGACGCACUUCCAGCUGGUGCAGAAGAUCAAGGAGGCCAAGGUGUCCCCCUUGCCCGACAUGUACUCGGCCGAGCUCAAUUCCGUCAUCAAGGACUGCCUGCGGGUGAACCCGGACCGGCGUCCCGACACGGCGGUGCUGCUCAACAUGCCGGUGGUGAAGCUGAUGCGCAAGGAGAAGGAGGUGGUGGACCUGAACAAGGCGCUCAAGGCGCGCGAGGAGGCACUCAAGCGCAAGGAGAAGGAGCUCGACGACCGGCUGGCCAGCCUCGACCGGGAGACGACGGCGGCGCGCGACGAGAUGGAGGCGUCGGUCCGGAGAGAGUGGGAGGUCAAGGCGCGGCUCGAGAUUGACCGGCAGGCCAACUUGGAGAUUGAGUCGCUGAAGAAGCGCUUCGAAGACGAGGUGCGGGUGCACGUCGAGGCGGAGCUGCAGCGAAGAAAGAGCGUUGCCUUUGUCGCCGACGAAGCGGCGGCGGCCGCAGACGAUCUCGGGUCGUCGGUGGCCAAGUCGGACUACCCUCGGUCGUCGACGGGCGCGAGCGGCGACGAGUUCCCGUCGACGACGGACAUUACCGACUGCUCCCUCGACAGCCCGGACGCGUCGCGCGAGGCCAAGCGCAGCACGCGGACGCCCUUUGGCCGGGCGCAGACCAUGUUUGCCGGCACGCCCAUGGACAUCGAGAUGGCCUCGCCCAGCCCCAUUGCCAUUGCCUCGCUGUCGCUGUCGCCGCGCCGCAACGGCACCACCAAGGCGCCCACGACGCAUUCGGGCAACAUCUUUGCCGUCAACAGCGCCGUCAACGGCGAUCCGCGCUGGGAUCUGCACCGCGAGCCGACGCUGACCGACUCCGACGACGAGGACAUUGUGCCUUCGCCCACGCGCCACAUCCGCUCCUCCAAGAACCCCUUCACCUCCAAGGACCGCCCCGUCUUGACGUCGCAGAAGUCGUGUCCCGCCCACCAGCAGCACCGGCUCAAGACAAAGGUGUCGAGCACCGGCCUCGUCUCCAAGGCGACGGGCAUGGCCGCCAACGCCGCCGCCACCGCCGCCGCCGCCUCUACCCCUGGCGGCACCGCAUCGCAGCCAGACCAUCGCCAGCGCUCGCCGGGCCGCCAGUUGAGUAAGAUUCCCUCGGUGGCCGGCCUGCACGAGGCUUCUGCAGCCGGGAACAACAACAACAACAAUAACAACAACAACAACAACAACAACAACAAUGCGGGAGGCGGUGGCGGCGGCGGCCUCGGUCGCAAGACGUCGGUCAAGAAGGACUGCGGGGGCGGCGAGGCGCUGAGCAAGAUGGCGGCCAAGAACAACAUACGUGGCCGCACGCUGGUGGAGCUGCAGCAGGCUCGCGCGGGCGGACGGCCGCUGAGCGUGGCGUCUGCGGAAAACAUCAGCCCCAAGCGAGCGGCGUUUCGGGACCGACCCGCCGUCGCCGACCGGAGACCGGUGGCCGUGUGGGACCCGGAGCGGGACGAGAUGCCGAGCCCAUUCCUCGUCCGCCAGCGCCGAAUCGCGAGGGUCUAG